Messenger RNA from Amyelois transitella, 1254 nucleotides. Its product is annotated as inactive hydroxysteroid dehydrogenase-like protein 1. The record is from RefSeq and is a predicted model, not a curated record. Bases 44 to 1108 code for a protein of 354 amino acids. Gene Ontology annotation, cellular component: endoplasmic reticulum. NCBI's taxonomy places the organism in Eukaryota, Metazoa, Arthropoda, Insecta, Lepidoptera, Pyralidae. Gene Ontology annotation, molecular function: oxidoreductase activity. The transcript has 7 exons.
GCCGGCUGAAGUGCUCGUGCGAAAAAUUACUAACUAGUUCGACAUGUUACAAGUCAUUGUAUUUACGCUGGUCGGCAUUUUAUUUGUGUUGGCGGCGCUGGAGGUCAUUGUCAGAGCCUGCGUUACCACUGAAAAACGCGAUUGGAGACGGUGUAUUGUUAUAUCUGUUUUAUCGUCGGUUGGAGUGGUGGCGGUUUGCGCUGUUAUAAUAGAUUCCCUUUGGAGUCCCUUGGAACAGGUCACGUCGUAUUUAAUGCCAUAUUUCCUGCCGUCGGAAGUGGAGCCGUUGACCAAGAAGUUCGGAGCCUGGGCUGCCGUGACAGGCAGCACAGAUGGUAUCGGCAAGCAGUACGCGUUGGAGCUGGCGCGGCGAGGCUGCUCUGUGGUGCUCAUCAGCAGGAACCAGGACAAGCUGAAUGCGGUGGCCAGUCAGAUAGAGAAAGAACACAACGUAAAGACGAAAACGAUAGUGGCUGACUUCAGCCGGGGAGCGGAGGCGUACGCCAAAAUCGAGGAGGAGCUCCGGGAUGUUCCCGUAGGAAUACUAGUAAACAACGUCGGUAUCAACUACGACUACCCUUGCCUUGUGUGCGAAUUACCACAGAGCAAAGUAUGGGAGAUCAUCAACAUCAACGUAGGAGCUGUAACCAUGAUGACCAGAACUGUCCUGCCAGGCAUGGUCGCUAGAGGGCGCGGUGCUAUCGUCAAUGUAUCUUCAGGGUCGGAGUUGCAACCACUACCUCUGAUGACUAUAUAUGCAGCAACGAAAGCAUACAUUCGCAGUUUCACGCUCGCACUCCGAGAAGAGUAUGCUCCUAAGGGUAUCCACGUCCAGCACCUCAGCCCGAUGUUCGUGUCCACUAAGAUCAACUCGUUCUCCCAGAAACUUCUAGAAGGAAACCUCUUGGUGCCUGAUGCAGAGACCUACUCCAGAAGCGCGGUUGAGACCCUCGGCAGGGUGCACAAUACUACUGGAUUUUGGCUGCAUGGGAUUCAGUACUUCUUCAUCAAGCUGACACCAGAAUGGAUAAGAAUAAAGAUAGGGAUAAGAAUGAACAAAAAGUUUAGGCAGGAGUACAGUCAAACUCACAAAACAAAAGUUAAUUGACUGAAGACUUGGUACUCAUAGAAAAUUUAAAUUUGGUAUUACAUAAACUAAGAAAGUGUAAGUGAAAAUAAAGUGAUAUAAAUAGAAUAGUACAAUUUUAUUUUUGUUAAAUUAGUGUGAUAAUAAAUAAUGUUUUGUAAUUUUUU